Molecule: messenger RNA, 2812 nt
Organism: Anolis sagrei ordinatus
Lineage: Eukaryota; Metazoa; Chordata; Lepidosauria; Squamata; Anolidae
Gene: CBFA2T3
Product: CBFA2/RUNX1 partner transcriptional co-repressor 3
Biological process (GO): DNA-templated transcription; negative regulation of DNA-templated transcription
Cellular component (GO): nucleus
Molecular function (GO): transcription corepressor activity
Source: RefSeq, a predicted model, not a curated record
GCCGACAGGAUUGGGGGGCUUCCUGGGGUUGUGCCCCCCACUUCCCUGCUGUCUUUGGGGCUCCAAAGUCCCCCCCUUUUUGGUUUGGAUUAUUCGCCUCCCUUCUCCGGCUGCUCUUCGCCUCGCCCGGGUUCCUCCUGGGACGCUUACCUCACCUCGACAACGACCUCAGGACUGUAGUUUGGAGAACCACGCAGCCACCAUGCCAGACUCGCCGGCCGAUGUGAAGACGCCGACGCGGUCCACACCACCCAAUAUGCCCCCGCCUUCACCGGCGGCCUCACAAGGAGCCACGCGGCACCCCACCUUUACGCCAAACCCCAAUCGAGAUGCUGGGCUGCCGAUGUUUCUGCCCCGCGGCCGUUUUCAUGGUUGCUUGAAAUGGUCCAUGGUGUGUCUCUUAAUGAAUGGGAGCAGCCACUCUCCGACGGCCAUCAAUGGGGCGCCUUCCACCCCCAACGGCUUCAGCAACGGACCCGCCACAUCCUCCACCGCUUCCCUUUCCAACCAUCAACUCCCUCCAGCUUGCGGCGCCCGGCAGCUCAGCAAACUCAAGCGCUUCCUCACCACACUGCAGCAAUUCGGCAAUGACAUCUCUCCAGAAAUCGGGGAACGUGUCCGCACCCUGGUCCUCGGCCUUGUGAAUUCCACACUGACCAUUGAGGAAUUCCACUCCAAACUCCAAGAAGCCACCAAUUUCCCCUUGCGCCCCUUCGUCAUCCCGUUCUUGAAGGCCAACCUGCCCUUGUUGCAGCGUGAGCUCCUCCAUUGCGCUCGAAUGGCCAAGCAGACGCCCGCCCAGUACUUGGCUCAGCAUGAGCAACUCCUCCUGGAUGCCAACGCCUCCUCCCCCAUCGACUCCUCCGAAUUGCUGCUGGAGGUCAACGAAGGGGGCAAAAGGAGGACACCAGACAGGACCAAAGAGAACGGCUUGGAGCGGGACCCCCUGCACCCGGAGCCCCUCAGCAAGCGGCCCUGCACCAUGAGCCCCGCCCAACGCUACAGCCCCAGCAAUGGCCUGGGCCCCCAGCCCAACGGGAUCCCCCACCCUACCCCGCCCCCUCCCCAGCAUUACCGCCUGGAGGACAUGGCCAUCGCCCACCACUACCGUGAUGCCUACCGGCACCCGGACCCCCGGGAGAUGCGGGAGCGCCACCGCCAAGUGGCUGUGCACAGCACCCGGCAAGAAGAAGUCAUUGACCACCGGCUAACGGACAGGGAGUGGGCCGAGGAGUGGAAGCACCUGAACAAUCUGCUGAACUGCAUCAUGGACAUGGUGGAGAAGACCCGCCGCUCACUGACAGUGCUGCGCCGUUGCCAGGAGGCGGACCGGGAGGAGCUCAACCAUUGGAUCCGCCGUUACAGUGAUGCUGAAGACAUGAAGAAGGGGGGCAGCCCUGCCAGCCGCUCCCACAACAAUACGGCCAACACAGAGGCCCCUCCCAUAGAAGCUCAUCGCGAAUUUGUAUCCAGGCCCUUGUCUGGCUACAUGCCUGAGGAAAUCUGGCGGAAAGCUGAAGAAGCCGUGAAUGAAGUGAAGCGCCAGGCCAUGUCCGAGCUCCAGAAGGCUGUCUCCGACGCUGAGCGGAAGGCCCACGAACUGAUCACAACAGAGCGGGCCAAGAUGGAGCGAGCUUUGGCCGAAGCCAAGCGUCAGGCCUCAGAGGACGCCUUGACCGUCAUCAACCAGCAGGAGGACUCCAGUGAGAGCUGUUGGAACUGCGGGCGCAAGGCCAGCGAGACCUGCAGUGGAUGCAACACCGCCCGCUACUGUGGAUCUUUCUGCCAGCACAAAGAUUGGGAGAAACAUCACCAUGUCUGUGGGCAGACGCUCCAAGGACUCCAGGCGAGUGGGACUCCUGUAGCGGCCACGGCACAACCGGACAUGGCAGCCACAGGGGCUAAUGUCAUCAGCACAGUGGCCGGAAGCCCUGGUGAUUCCAGCUCGGCCGCUGCAUCACGUUCCGGCACUCCGGCCACUCCGGUCCCUCUGGACACAGCUUCUCGCUAAGACGGGGAAAGGAAGCCGGAAAACUGACCAAGAACAGUCGCUGCUGCUGCUACCAGUUGUCUCCAAAUGACAAAACAAAUACAAAUGAAAGACACAAAACUGCAUUCAAUGCAAACCCUCAGCUACCUGACACGUAUUUGACCUCCGAAACGACCUCUAUCUCUCACACGAAAUCCUCAUGACUUCUCAAACCUGGGCUUUAAAGCGGAGCGACGGCAAAGACCCACCUGCUCCGUUCACUCAUUUUUAUUUUUCCAAAAUAAGUACCUUUGCAGAUGACGUUGGUGUUGGUGUAGACGAUAUGAUUGGGAGAGUUUAUAAUUUGGUUUAGAUUAUUAUUAUUUUGGAUGAGGAAUUUGUCUGCAGGUAUUACGCCACGCAUCUGGAUUCAGGGGACGGGGAAGGAGGCCACAUAAAUCAAAUGGGUGACUUCCCUCCGUCCACCUUUCUGCCGGAAAUGUGUCCGAGACAAAGAAAAGGGGAAAGAAACAAACACUUACCCUGAAAGGAGAAAAAAAGAAGAAGGCAGGGGAUUUUUUUAAAAAGCAAACCAUUUCAGUUACAAAAACAAGAUUUUUUUUUCUUUUUUGUAAAAAAAUAAUAAAAAUAAACCAUAAAAACAUCAAACUCUUUGGCUUUAAAAGAAAAACAAAAUCCAAAAAGAGAACCCGACGAAACCAAGUGAAGGAAGCUUACCUGUAAACUACCUUGCUAGUUAGCCAAGAAGAUACCAGAUUCACCUCUGUUCCAAAGGAAAUCCAAAAAAAUAAUAAUAACCAGAAUAGAAAAUAUCCAAACUUU